AUGCUCCUGCGACCACCCGCAGUGACGCCGGCGCCGCCCAUCGCCGGCGCAAGCCGCCAGCGGAGCCAGAAGCAGUCAAACAAGCUGCGCCAGAAGCGAAUGGCGCACCCUCGGCGGUCGAAGCGCGAUGCGAUGGCGCGACGCGGAAUCAAGCCGCAGCAGCCGCUGCCCGACUGGAAGUGGGGGAUCUUUGCGCGCGACGAGGUUGCGGUGUAUCACGGGAAGCGCAAGAUGGGGCAGGGGAAGGUGCUGCGCGUCGACCACGCGCGGAGUCGCGUGUGGGUCGAGGGAAUCAAGCUGCGAGAGUUUGCGACGGAGGAGUCGGCCAACGACCCGGACCCUUCUCGGCCUCUCGAGUACGAGCUGCGGGAGGACUCGGUGCACUACUCGCAGUGCAACCUGAUCGACCCGGUAGACGGUCGCCGCACCCGACUCCGAUGGCGCUACUUGCCCGACGGGAGGCGCGUGCGCGUCGCCGUGCGGUCGGGCGCGCUGCUACCGCGCGUCCCGCCGCCGCCGCCCGACGAGCCUCGCGAGUUCCCAAGGUGGUCAGAGCGGCUGACGACGCCGCGUGACGCCGUACUCGAGCGCACCAACAUCGCGCCGCAGUGGGCAAAGCAGCGGGUCUAA
Molecule: messenger RNA, 630 nt
Organism: Emiliania huxleyi CCMP1516
Lineage: Eukaryota; Haptophyta; Isochrysidales; Noelaerhabdaceae
Exons: 2
Coding region: 1-630 (209 amino acids)
Biological process (GO): translation
Cellular component (GO): mitochondrion; ribosome
Molecular function (GO): RNA binding; structural constituent of ribosome
Source: RefSeq, a predicted model, not a curated record